Messenger RNA from Sphaeroforma arctica JP610, 222 nucleotides. RefSeq lists its product as hypothetical. NCBI's taxonomy places the organism in Eukaryota, Ichthyosporea, Ichthyophonida. Gene Ontology annotation, molecular function: ATP hydrolysis activity; ATP binding; ATPase-coupled transmembrane transporter activity. The transcript is spliced from 2 exons. Gene Ontology annotation, biological process: transmembrane transport. The annotation marks the transcript as partial. The record is from RefSeq and is a predicted model, not a curated record.
AUCGAGUACAACAUCAGAUAUGGCAAACUCGAUGCCGCGUCCACCGAAAUACGUGAAGCAAGCAAAGCAGCUGACAUGGACGAACGCAUCCAGAUAUUCGAUGCAGGUUAUGACACUGUCGUGGGCGAGCGUGGACUGAGACUUAGCGGUGGCGAGAAACAACGCGUCGCCAUUGCACGCAACAUCCUUAAGAACCCAAGUAAGCAAUGCCUUCUGUUUUAG